CUCACCGCCGUCUCUCUGCCUUUGUCUUGUUGCUGAGCGAGAUCCAGCUCGUUCAUCAAUACUUUAAAUAAGGAAAAUAUCCUAUUUCACCUUCAGCGUGGACCAUCGAGAGAGCAGGCAGACAAAGAUAAACACCCCCUCUUCCCGGAAGUCCUGCGUGUUCAUUGAGUCACCAUAGUAACCCUCUCCUGGGAUUUCAGGAACGAUUGGCUAAUUGUGGGGAAACAUUCUUGGCAUUGGCUUACAUUUUGGACUCGCACACGCUGAUGUCAGAAUGUAUCACUGUGUUUGACACACAGAAAGAGAGACAGGUGUAUGUGUGUGCAGUUUCUUUAUAUGCAGGUUUGUGGGAGUUUGUUGGCACUUCAGGAAUUUCUGAGACACUGAAAGGGAGAAAGAGGGAACAAGAGAUAACAUCCUGUCUUCCAGCUUGAUGGUAUUUUAAGUGGACGGUCAGUCAGAGUCGAGCUCAGUCUUAUUUUGGUGGAUGUGGGGGUUCAGUAAAUCCUCAGGCCGUUGAUGGAUGUAUGUGCUGCUAGCUGAUGACAGAGUUUAGGGUUUCCUGAAUAAAUAGCAUACAUGAUGCAUCUAUUGGAACAUCAUAUCUAUUCUGGUUUUAUUACUUGUUUUCGGGGCUGCAUAUCAAACCUAAAUGUUUUUUGGCAACUGAAAUAUGUUAUAGCACCCGGUAAUAUCAAAAGCUGGGCAACUUUAGAAAGCAUCUUAUGUAGGUGAAGUUCUUGCACCGCUGAUUGCGUUUUAACAUUCAACAUUUGAAAAGCUUCUUUUAUUAAAUGCAAAAAAUAUGAUUUGUAGAACAAAAUGUAAGGUAUAAGCCUUUGGUUUCAUAUUGGCAAACAUUUUAAAUAAUAGCAAACCCUACUUUUUGGACUAUGCAAGGAAUUCAAUCAGUCGUUAACCAAAUACUAAUGUCUUAAUGUCUAGGUAAACAGAUACAUUUUUACAAUUAAAAACAGCUUUAUUUUCAACAGCAUUUACAGUUCUUAACUAGGAAAAGUAAACUCCUCAUCAAUUUAUUGUCUGUAGUGGUGACACUGAAAGGUUUGGCUUGGUGACAUAACAGAAAAUAAACCCGGGUUCUCCAGUUUCAGGUGUUAGAUGGCACAUGGAUAUAAGCACAACUCUACAAACCUUUAGUUAGAAGGAACACUUUGAAUUCGGUAUGCUUCAGAAAGAAUGUUUGCAUAAAGGAAGAAGACCUAGUUAUUUAUACUUAUAAUACUUAUAAAAGUAUUGUUUGAUUGUCGUGAAUCAUCUCUUUAUGUGUGAAGCUCUUGGAGUCUUGAUGAGAGGUGGGCGGUGCUGCGAACAAGAUUAUUUUGGGCUGUCAGGCCUUUGGACUGCUGAGCGAGCAGGGGGUGGCCAAAAACAGCUCAGAGGAGCGAGGGAAGAAUAGCCGAACAGAGAGAAGGACAGAGGGUGUGAGAGGAAACAUUCGAGCGGCAACCAAAAUGGCCAGUAAAGUGAUGGACCUGAUCUACUGGAAGGACAUGGAGCGAACAGGCAUGAUCCUAACAGGGUUAGUGGUCGGCCUGCUGUCCCUGUUCCAGCUCAGCAUCAUCACGGUGAUUUCCACAGUCUCCCUGGCUGUCGUUUGCUUCACCAUCUCAGUGCGCAUCUACUAUCAAGUCCUCUACAUCCUCAACUGGGGCAAUGGAGAACAUCCCUUCAAGUCAUACUUGGACCUGGACAUCAGUUUCAGUGGAGAGGAGGCUGACCUCUAUAUGCAGAAAGCCAUCGUCAUGGUCCUGUCUGCUGUCGACUCUCUGAAGGGACUCUUUUUUGUUAAAAACCUCUUGGAGUCCAUCAAGUUGCUGGUUCUGGUGUACCUUGUGACGUACCUGGGAGACCUGUGCAAUGGCCUUACUCUGUUCAUCAUCAUUGUGAUCGCACUUUUUUCUCUGCCACUUUUCUACAGACAGCGCCAGGAGCAGGUGAAUCUCUUCUUUGCAAAAAUCCAGGCCAAAAUUGACAACCUUAAGGACACCUUUCAAAGGCUUGCCCAGGGUGGUGGCCCUCCUCCUGACCCAACUCCUGGUGGCGCCAAACCAAAAACCCAGUAAACACUGAUGGACAAGAACUUAAAGAAAAGCUCCCAGAGUUGCAGGCUGUCACUCAGAUGUCUUACCCAGCAGUCUGUGCUCAGAGCUCCAGAGACUUGGGAAGGGAAGGGAGGUUACUUAAACUGACAAUGAUGAAGAUCACACAUUUAUACUCUCACUGUAUCUAAGUGAUGGGGGUUGGAGGUUGGGGUUUGGGUUAUAAGUUAAUCAAGGUGUAUGACUCCUGGAUGAGACUCUUGCUGCUGACAUCAGAAAUGGAAAAAUUAAACGACACAACUUGUCGUAUGUGACCAUCCUUGGAAAUAUUAAAUUUUUUUUAAUAUGUACAAAUGACUCAAGGAGUGUCUUAGAUGGUUGAGAGCUGUAGUCCAAAUGAGGAACUAAGACCAGGAAUGGGAAGUUCCCACACGGCUAUACUCACCUGAGGAAAGGGAAGUGAGUUGUUAAGGUGAUUAACAGGGGUCAUCAUUAUUCAUGGCAGCAUAAAACUGGCAAUUAAAGAUGCAUGUGUCAGCACAUGCACAUUUUCUGAAUGCAUAUUCAUUCUCAUGACUGUUUCUCUGUGUGUAUGCAAGUGUGUGUGUGUGUGUGUGUGUGUGUGUGUGUGUGUGUGUGGGGGGGGUACGUGUAAUUCCUGACAUAUGCAGCUUGCUGAAAUGAAAAUGUUAAUUACAAGCAAUUAAAGUCACAUUUCUUCUUUAUUUUCCUGAGCUUUCUGUGUUCCUUCUCACCGGCACAGGCAUUCACUUUCAUUCACACGAUCAUUCAUUUGAGUUUUUUUUCUUUCUUCCCCUGCUCAUGUUUUCCUCAUGUUUCUUGCGUACACCACUGGGAAGUUGUAACAGAAUAUUCAGAGGGAUAGAGAUAGAGUAUUCCGCUACACGUUCAAUAGUUAAGACAUAUUAUAGAUGGAAGGGAAGCACUUGAGAGGAAUGGAUUGAUGAUACAAAAAGCGCUCCGAUUUCAGACAGAUAUCCUCUCUGAGCUCUUAAUGUGAUUCUGUCCAGCCUUGUGAAGGGAUGUGGGAGUGAAAUAUACAGCAGGUGCCUUUCUAACUGCAGGUUAUUGUGCAUGAUCUGAUCCACAGUACUUACAACUGCUAACAACAGCUUACAGAGACUUCUCCUCCCAAACAAACCACUUCUCAUCACCUUCCAUUGCCUUCCUGAGAAUGAUGUUUUGUAGGUGUACAAUACUUGUGUGAUGUGCACCAUGACAAGGUAACACAGAAUUGUGAGUAGAUGCAUUUUAGGAAUAAUAAAAUGAAUCAGGAUA
Molecule: messenger RNA, 3359 nt
Organism: Anarrhichthys ocellatus (wolf-eel)
Lineage: Eukaryota; Metazoa; Chordata; Actinopteri; Perciformes; Anarhichadidae
Gene: rtn2a
Product: reticulon 2a
Exons: 7
Coding region: 1473-2084 (203 amino acids)
Biological process (GO): endoplasmic reticulum tubular network formation; neuron differentiation; brain development
Cellular component (GO): neuron projection; postsynaptic density; endoplasmic reticulum membrane
Source: RefSeq, a predicted model, not a curated record